AUGUGGUUUGGCGUCAACCCGCUGCGCUGGAAUCGCCCCGUCGGCGUCCGGCCGCGCACCAAGAGGACCCGCGUCCCGACAGCGGCAGCAUCGUCGUCGCUCACGCCAGUGGUGCCCAUCGCCAACCAGCCCACGGCGUCGUCCGAUCCCACGGUCCUCGCAUCGUCCUCGUCCUCGUCCUCUUCAACGCGAUUGGUAUCCGCGGCCGAGACGCCGGAUCUCGGAAAAUGCGUCUCGCAGACGCUCUACGGGCAUGCGGGUGGUGUCUGUGCGCUCCUCGCCUCGGACGAUCGGUACAUUGUCUCGUGCUCGAUCGACAUGACGCUUCGCAUUUGGUCGCGCGGCUCGUUCAACUGCCACCACGUGCUCAAAGGGCACAAGGACGUCGUUUGCGCG
Saprolegnia parasitica CBS 223.65 is the source of this 396-nucleotide messenger RNA. RefSeq lists its product as hypothetical. Gene Ontology annotation, biological process: transcription initiation at RNA polymerase II promoter. The record is from RefSeq and is a predicted model, not a curated record. Gene Ontology annotation, molecular function: RNA polymerase II general transcription initiation factor activity; protein binding. The transcript has a single exon. NCBI's taxonomy places the organism in Eukaryota, Oomycota, Saprolegniomycetes, Saprolegniales, Saprolegniaceae. Gene Ontology annotation, cellular component: transcription factor TFIID complex. The annotation marks the transcript as partial.